AUGUCUUCCCAUUCAAAUGCCAGCAUGCUUGAUCAUGGCCUGGAGAAGAAGCCCAUGCAUGUGGACUUCCGGGAGCGGCUGCGGCAUUUCACUUGGGCCUGGUACACCCUCACAAUGAGCGGCGGUGGGUUGGCUGUGCUUCUGGCCGCCCAGCCCAAUACGUUCCCAGGGUUGCGGGAGAUUGGACUGGCUGUCUUCAUCAUCAACCUCUUCUUCUUCGUUGUACUUUGUUCGGCAAUGGUCGCCCGAUUCGUCAUCCACGGCAACCUCCUCGACUCUCUCCGCCACGAACGCGAAGGGCUCUUCUUCGGUCCAUUCUGGCUCUCAGUCGCCACCAUCAUCUGCGGACUAUACCGGUACUUUGGAGAGGACGCUGGAGAAUCCUUCACUCUCUUCCUCCAGGUCCUCUUCUGGCUCUACUGCGCUUGCACAUUGCUCACGGCCAUCAUCCAAUAUUCGUUUGUCUUCUCCUCCCACCGCUACCGCCUCCAAACCAUGAUGCCCUCGUGGGUUCUACCGGCCUUCCCUAUCAUGCUGAGCGGCACCAUCGCCUCCGUCAUCGCCGAGAACCAGCCCCCGAGCUCCGCCAUCACUAUAAUCGUCGCGGGGAUUACCUUCCAGGGCCUCGGAUUCUCUAUCUCCUUCAUGAUGUACGCCCACUACAUCGGCCGGCUGAUGGAGUCGGGCCUCCCCUGCAGGGAGCACCGACCGGCCAUGUUCAUCUGCGCCGGGCCCCCGGCCUUCACGGCGCUCGCUCUCGUCGGCAUGGCCCAGGGUCUGCCGGAGAACUUCCGCCUGCUGGGCGACGAGAAUGCCCUUGUCGAGGGUCACGUCCUCGAGCUGCUGGCCAUCGCCUCAGGCGUCUUCCUCUGGGCCCUGAGCCUCUGGUUCUUCUGCAUUGCUCUGAUCGCCAUCGUCCGCAGCCCACCCACGGCCUUCCAUCUCAGCUGGUGGGCCAUGGUCUUCCCCAACACAGGAUUCACUUUGGCUACCAUCACCCUGGGCAAGGCGUUGAACAGCCAGGCGGUCCUGGGCGUCUCCUCCGCCAUGUCCGUCUGCAUCGUGUGCAUGUACCUCUUUGUGCUUUUCUGCAACGUCCGCGCUGUCAUCCGCAAGGAGAUUAUGUGGCCUGGCAAGGAUGAGGACGUUUCUGAUUAA
Aspergillus candidus is the source of this 1158-nucleotide messenger RNA. RefSeq names its product tellurite-resistance/dicarboxylate transporter family protein. The transcript has a single exon. Gene Ontology annotation, molecular function: malate transmembrane transporter activity. The coding region runs from base 1 to 1158 and encodes 385 amino acids. Gene Ontology annotation, biological process: malate transmembrane transport. The record is from RefSeq and is a predicted model, not a curated record. Gene Ontology annotation, cellular component: membrane. Lineage: Eukaryota; Fungi; Ascomycota; Eurotiomycetes; Eurotiales; Aspergillaceae.